Porites evermanni is the source of this 1199-nucleotide messenger RNA. The record is from the annotation of a GenBank genome assembly. Lineage: Eukaryota; Metazoa; Cnidaria; Anthozoa; Scleractinia; Poritidae.
AUGAGUGGUAACCACAACUGUGUAGAGCCGACUAUUGGACACUUGAAUUGCACACUAGGUCAGUUUCGAUUUGUUUUUCGAUUUUGCCCUAGCCUCUUCACGCGUGGGUUCGUAGAUUUAAGCACGGUUUUAUGAACAUUUAUAAACAGUAAUCUCAAGGGCUGGACAGUAUACUCAGCAAUUCAAAAACUUUAAAAUGCUAUCACAGGCGACCUGAAUCAGCACGGGCUGUAUACUGGAAUAUUCCCAUUUUUUCUCAUGAAUUGAUGUAAAUUCAUAUAUGUUAUCUUUAUCGUCUUCUUUUCUUUCUAGAGGAAGUGGAGGAAGUGUUUUUUCCACAGGCGGUAAUCGCCUUCUCGCUUUGUCCAUUGACAGUUAUUUUAAACGCAGCAGUUAUACUGCUAAUCUGGAAAGAUCCAUACAAGGAACUCAGGGGAACAGCCGCCAACUUCUUCAUUUUAAACCUUGCCGUAUGUGAUUUACUCAUCGGCUUUCCAGGCGAACUUCUGUUCGGACUUCGUCACUGGUUUCCUGACAAUCACAUGCUGAGAGCCGGAAAUACUAUCAACCAAGUAGCGUUUCUUGCUUCAAUUUUAACGAUCCUUGGCCUUGCUGUCGAACGGCUGCUUGUUAUCGCUUUUCCCUUCACAAGAGUCAAACUAGCCACUUGUAACAGAUACCUUUGCUUUAUCGCAAUAUGGUCAUUCGCUCUAAUCUUGCCCCUGCCUAUUAGCAUCAAACAAAGGGACUUUCUGUUUUUAAAAGUAUAUCUAACUUUGCUUUAUGACUUUAUUGGCAUCCCGAUAAUACUCGUAGUUUUUAUUUGCUACACGGGGAUUUAUAUUGUGGUAAAAAGACAGUUGUACCGGAGUGUGGCGACUUCAGAGGAGGGGUUAUUAGAAGGACAAUCUUUGACUGAAAAGUCUCCUCUAAUACUAAAAAUUAAAACGAAGGAGAGAAAUGUUGCGUUUACGGCAUUCAUAUUGGUUUUGUUAUUUAUGGUUUGUUGGACUCCUUUAAUCGUCGUUGUAAACAUACAUGCAUUGAGUAGUACUUCUCUUUGCAAAUUGAAUUUAUAUUGCCGCAAUGAGAGUUUUGGGGUAUUUCUGCACCCACUGCUAAACCCGAUUGCUUACUCGUUACGUACCGCUAGGUUUCGAAAAGCCUUUAAGAGAGUUAUCAAAAAAAGUUGUUUUUGA